Aspergillus alliaceus is the source of this 1153-nucleotide messenger RNA. Its product is annotated as palmitoyl-(protein) hydrolase. Gene Ontology annotation, cellular component: cytoplasm. NCBI's taxonomy places the organism in Eukaryota, Fungi, Ascomycota, Eurotiomycetes, Eurotiales, Aspergillaceae. Bases 228 to 956 code for a protein of 242 amino acids. Gene Ontology annotation, molecular function: carboxylic ester hydrolase activity; palmitoyl-(protein) hydrolase activity. The transcript has 6 exons. Gene Ontology annotation, biological process: protein depalmitoylation. The record is from RefSeq and is a predicted model, not a curated record.
UACCCACUGAGAUUACAUGGAAAAGCCAAAGUUUUGGGUCCCUUUUAUUCGCCAUUAUCCUAGGCGGUGAGGACGAAGACAGGCAGAAUCGCGGGGGUGUUGCAGUUAUCGUGUUAUCGUCCAGUUAUCUUGUAUUUUCUUUUUCCCCUUUUCAGGGCCACUUCUCUCCUUUCUUCCGUUACCACUUGUCGUUGUUGUUGACUCCACAUUUGUGUAGAUAAAGCAAAAUGGCGCGGGCUCCCUUUGUUGUUCCUGCACUCAAGAAACACACCGCGACAGUGAUUAUGGCGCAUGGUCUGGGCGACAGCGGUGCUGGGUGGAUGGGUCUUGCUCAGAACUGGCGUCGUCGAGGCAUGUUCGAGGAAGUAGCCUUCAUUUUUCCUAAUGCGCCCAUGAUCCCUAUCACAGUGAAUUUUGGUAUGACCAUGCCCGGAUGGUACGACAUCUCCAAACUCGGCCGAGAUUUGGACUUUGAAGAGAUUCUCCGCACCCAAGACGAACCAGGUAUCCUCCGCUCCCGCGAUUACUUCAACACCUUGAUCAAGGAACAAAUGGACCAGGGCAUCAAACCUUCACGCAUAGUUCUGGGAGGAUUCUCGCAAGGAGGUGCGAUAUCUUUAUAUAGUGGUGUUACCAACAAGGAAAAACUGGGAGGUGUGUUCGGGCUUUCGUGCUACCUGCCUCUGAGCGAUCGCGUCAUGAAUCAGAUUCCCGAGAACUGGCCCAACAAGAAGACACCUUUCUUCCUUGGUCACGGAACUGUAGACGAGGUCGUGCAGUACGAAUUUGGAAGGCUAUCUUCGAAGCUGAUGAAAGAUAUCGGAUUGGAAAAUGUCCAGUUCAAUACUUAUCCUGACCUUGGCCACUCUGCUGAUCCUCAGGAAAUUGAGGAUCUGGAAAAAUUUCUUCAGCAGACCAUUCCUCCUGAAGGUGAUGGCCAGAGUGCGGGGUUAUGACUUGAUGAUCACAGCCAUGUGUUGACCUCGGGAAAUAUCAGAUCUAGCAUUGCUUUAGCUGUGGUGCUUUUAUUAAUUGCAGUAUUGUUAUCAAGGUACAGCUUAAAUGAUACGAGCGAUAGUUCAAAGAAAUAGCGCCGAGCAUCGUUCUCCUUGGUAUAGAUGUUCUGAUUUUAUCUACCUGUCCAUUUGACUUA